GUGCUUUUGCGCCAUUGAUCAAAUUCAGUUCAAUUUACAUACUUUAAAACAGUUUCAGUCUUAGUUGCUAACGAAAAAAUGUCCUAUCAAAAUUGGUUGAAUUAUUUGCAAUCCGCUGAAAAGAAUUCAAUGAUAAGCGGCCGGUUGCGCAAAGUUCUUUACAAGUUUCCAGAUGGGCGGCAAAUGGCCGAGGAGUACAACAUGGAUACGGGAAUAGUGCAGAGACGCGCCUGGCGCAAGUGCAAGCAGCUGAUGGGAGAGCCGGAGUGGGAAAUAGAGUUGGGUGAUGAGCCAAGACAGCUGAAUUGGGGUGGUGGCAAUAAGGGAACCUCUGCUGGCGGUGGUGAUGCGGAUAACAUGGCUGGAUCUGAAUUCACAGUGCGCGAGAGCAACUCUGCUCCGUUGCUGACCAAGCGGGUGACCAAGAAGAACAUCGAGUGGCGCAUACGCAACCUGCCGUAUUCGCUAAAUGUCUACAAUGUCAGUGCCGAUCCAGAAAAGCAUGCGAUUGUGGUGCGCACUACCAAUAAAAAGUACUACAAGGUUAUUCCUGUACCUGAUCUGGAUCGCUGUGGCAUGCCGCCGAUCCAGGCUAAUAUAAGCACACAUCAUCAAUUCAACACACUCAUAAUUACAUACCAGAAGCCAGAGAUUAUGUGCGAAAUGGAGGCACAGGUUCUAUUGCUCCUGAAAAAUGUGGAAACCGAGACAGACAUGGAUGAUCUGUUGAAGGGUUUGCUAGCUAAAUAAAACUCUUAUCAUUUAAAUUACA
Molecule: messenger RNA, 772 nt
Organism: Drosophila innubila
Lineage: Eukaryota; Metazoa; Arthropoda; Insecta; Diptera; Drosophilidae
Product: protein DPCD
Exons: 1
Coding region: 79-750 (223 amino acids)
Source: RefSeq, a predicted model, not a curated record